AUGGGGCGGCCGCCGUGCUGCGACAAGACGAGGGUGAAGCGGGGCCCGUGGUCGCAGGAGGAGGACGCCAUCCUCAGGAGCUUCGUCCAGAGGUUCGGCAAUGCCGGCAAUUGGAUCGCCCUGCCGCAGAAAGCAGGGCUGAAACGAUGCGGUAAGAGCUGCCGUCUUCGCUGGCUCAACUACCUCCGCCCGGAGCUCCGACACGGCGGCUUCACCGACGAGGAAGAGAACCUCAUCCUGUCCCUCUACGGCGAGCUUGGAAGCAAGUGGUCGGUGAUAGCGUCCAGGCUCCCCGGACGGACGGACAACGACGUCAAGAACUACUGGAACACCAAGCUCAAGAAGAGGUACCUGGCGUCCACAAGAGAAGCAGGAAGGCCGCCGACAUCACCACCAGCGGCGCCUCAUAGCGGCGAUGAUAGCACCGCCGCCGCAGACAGCCACCAGGCCCAAGAGGAUGAAUCCCUUCUUCCGCUGACACCUCCAGCCCUCACCGAUCUCGAUACGGCAGCGUUUGUUGACACGGGUGCUGCCGUCGUCGACGACGACAUGCUCCUCUUCAAGUCCGAGCAGCUGUACGCCGAGCUCGUGGGUCUCGUCGAGAAGCAAUCGCAAACUGGACCGUCCACUGGCGGGGACGAAGCGUCGACAGCAGCGACGACGCCAUCGUCGUCCUCGUCUGGAACAACAAGCAGCUGUCCGACGGAUUUGCUGUACUACCAGUAG
Molecule: messenger RNA, 726 nt
Organism: Miscanthus lutarioriparius
Lineage: Eukaryota; Viridiplantae; Streptophyta; Magnoliopsida; Poales; Poaceae
Source: the annotation of a GenBank genome assembly